CAGCCGAGCAGUGGCGCGGCACCUUUCCACGGUUGAGGUAGUCGUGUGUCCGUGUCGCUCGCGCUAGGCCCAGGUCCGUUGUCGUACCCGCCCGUGACUUCGCUCGUUCUAGCGAAAUCCGAGCCUCGAUCUGCGAGUCUUCUCCUGUCUUCGUCGAGCAGAGUGGACCGAAACGCCCGAAUCUCGUUCCUUCGACCUCGGGAGUGUGUCCGCAGCCAUGAAUUACGGAGAUCUAGAUGUGGACAGUAGCAGGACGAGCCUGCGGCGGAUCGCCCGGCACGAGGAGUCGGAGUUCAGCAACGCGUCGAUCUUGAACACCAUGGAGAAGUUCGUGCGGACGGUGAACGAGAUGGAGGAGACGAUUUUAGUGCCGAGCCGACUCCUGGACCUGGCGGUGGGCGACUCGAGAGACACGGUCGGCGCAAAGGGGAAGCGCGGCGCCUCGAUCCGCAGCUCCCUGGUCAACACUGACCUGUACCGCCUCUACGACAUGGUGAACAAGGUGAAGGUCGAGCUUCUUUGGUCCCAGAAAUCGGACGAGUCGCAGGACGAGGAGGAGGAGGAGGAGCAACAGUACAGGGACGAGAUGCGCAGGAAGGGCGCCACCCAGACAGGUGUUCGACUUGGCCACGCCAGAUGUCCCAGCACGGCGUCCAUGCAGAGCGUGCAAAGCGCGUCCUCGAUCACGAGCGCGAACAGCAUCAGCGCGAGCAGCUCCGGGUCCAGCGCCUCUGACUCCGACUCCGACAUCGGCCUGGAGAACGACUCCGGCCUGGAGAACGAGGACACCCCCUCGGCAGGGGCGCACCUGGCCGCGGAGAACUUUCGACGUCACCUGCGGGGCCUGCACCGCAGCAUCACGCAGAUGACGGACGCUGCGGCUUACCUGACCAUGCGUUACCAGGCCGACGUGGGGGGCCAGGUCUGAUCGGCCCCCCAGGACGAGGCCCGUCCUCUGGCCACCGUCUCGUUCCCGGAGGCACCCUCUACCUGGAUCCAGGGACUCUCCUCGGGCACCCUCCCCAGGCCGGCGUCGCCUCCGAGGGGAAGAAUUCCGGAGGAACGCUCGCGGGACGGGGCGAUCUUCCUCGAGAGGAGGGGAACCUGGGGAUGGCGACCGAGAACGGGACCCGUGGCCCUUACCUUGGCCGUGUUCGAACAGAGAGGUCGUAAACGCGCGUUAGGUCUUGUUAUGUAGAUGUAGGACGUCGCGAGAAUUAACGCGCGUUGGAUAAUAUAAGCGGGGUGAACCGACCCUUAAGGUGUUGUUAACGUCUCGUGUAUAUAUACCCCAAAAUGUCUAAAUGUAACACUUCUCCAAAUUCGGCGCACCGAAUAAUUUGUAACUCUGACGCGUGAUCGUGUAGGUCCUAACGAACGUGUUCCUGAUCCUCGGGAGAUUUCAAUUUUCGGAGGAAUAUUUCUUGCGUCUAAGAAUCGAGAUAUGAAAUCUUUGUUUAUAAGAAGUAAUGUGAUUUCCCAGUUUUCGAGACCCUCGUCGGAACCUCACCAAUCACGUGGUACGAGUUUCAAGUUACUCGGUGCACCCUGUUUAAUUAACAGUUUUAUAUUUUCACGUUUUGAUGUGUAUAGAGAAUGACAAUUUUUGUGUCACCUUAAGGGGGCGGGAGAGCAGGCGAUGGGGACCUUUCGCGAGUUUUCUGUAAACCGGAGGUAUCGAACUUAGAAAUGCUUUAAGGCUAGUCUGAUGCCCGUGGAAUUUAUAGAGCAAGCUUGUAAGAAAUGGAGUUCCACGGGCGUGGAGACCUACGAUAGGGUCUUCAAGUUCUAGGUAUAAAGUCUCAGAGGAUUCGGUUAAUUCGGUUUGGAGAAGCUUCGCGAGAGGAACUCCGAAGCCGCUUUCGUCCCGCCUUAAGGGGUUCCCGAGCGGAGCGCUUUCCGCGUUUGCAUUUGAGGCGCCGUCGACGCUCGGCCAGGCUCUAGAUUUUGUAUGUUAAAUUCAACAGCCAUCGAUAUUGGACCGACGCGGUUAACAAUGUCGGUGGCUAUCGAAUGUGGCGUUCAGAGCAUCGGUUUCUGGAGCGGGUCCUCGAGGUUAAAUGUGCCCAUAAUUAUGAAAGUGGUCCAAGUCAAAA
Messenger RNA from Orussus abietinus, 2096 nucleotides. RefSeq lists its product as uncharacterized. The record is from RefSeq and is a predicted model, not a curated record. Gene Ontology annotation, cellular component: cytosol. Gene Ontology annotation, biological process: regulation of lipid biosynthetic process. The transcript is spliced from 3 exons. Bases 218 to 928 code for a protein of 236 amino acids. Lineage: Eukaryota; Metazoa; Arthropoda; Insecta; Hymenoptera; Orussidae.